This is a messenger RNA of Acanthamoeba castellanii str. Neff, 228 nucleotides long. RefSeq lists its product as uncharacterized. The coding region runs from base 1 to 228 and encodes 75 amino acids. Lineage: Eukaryota; Discosea; Longamoebia; Acanthamoebidae. The record is from RefSeq and is a predicted model, not a curated record. The transcript has 2 exons.
AUGCAUCAGUGCAACAUUGACUUCAAGGGAUUCAUGGGAGAGAACUUCAAGAUGUGGAGAUCUCUCAACACCAGCAUCUAUGAUGCAGAGUGUCAGCUCACCAUCAAGUCCAUGCAGCUCACCACCACAGUCACCAUGACAAAGAAGAACACCACCCCAGCUAUUCAACAGCAGCAAGAGCAGACACAAGCUGCCUGUCCCUUCAUCAACAUAUGGCGCAUCCAAUGA